GUUUCUCGUGCUGUGCUCGCGGGAGCAGGCAGCCGAGGCGACCAGCUACCUGUCGAUUCUAACCUCAAACGUCAACGUGUUCCCCGUCGCGAGUGCUUGUAUUCACGAGAGAGUGCCUUUUUGUUAUUCGGUGCCAAUUAGUUGAUGCAGAAUUGCGAGUGCCUUGAUGUGUACCGAGAAGUGGAGAUUCGCCUCGUUGAAGAGUAGUGCAAGAAGGUAGCGCAAGAGGUUAUGUCCCGACGAUGGACAAGCCCCAGCAGAGCUACGGUUCGAGCUCGCGCAAAGCGCUGUCUCCGCGGACGGUCGAGGGCGGCGCCGGUGGCGGCGGAGGCGGCAGCGGACACAUCGCCGGCGGCGAGACAGCGGCGGCGAGCCAUUCGUCGGACGGCGAGCAGCAGCAGCAGGGCAGCGCCAGCGGCGCCAGUGGCGCGGCGGCGACUGGCUCGUCGUCGGCCGGCGGCGGCGGCGUCGGCGGCGGCAGCGCUGGCAGCGUCCAGGCGGGCCUGCCCCCGGUCGGCGCGGCGGGCCAGCAGCCGCAGCAGCCCCAGCCCCGUGCGCAGCCCGCGCAGCAGCAACAGCCGGCGCGCAGCUUCCAGCCGCCGCCGCGCCAGCCGCAGCCCGUCGCCGGCCACCAGCCCCCGGCCCGCCACCCGUCCCCCUACUACCACCACCAUUCCGCGCUGCCGCAGCAGCCGCAGCACCACUCCGCCCAGCUUUACCCGCACCUGCAGGCCCAGUUCCAGGCAGCAGCAGCCGCCGCCGCAGCCGCCGCCUCCCUAUCACCGUUGGCCCCGUUGGCGAUGAACAGUGGCCCGGCUGGCGGCCCUGGCCAGCCACCGGCGGGACUCCAACCCGGCUCCGCUCAGCAGUCCCCGGCGCCGCAGCUCCCCUCCUCCCGCGAUCACUCGGUACUGUCCCAAGCCUUGCGCUGCUCUCGCUCCCAGCCUUACUUAUCGCUCGACUUCCAGCAGGCGGCCGGCGAUCCCAACGGCCUCAACAUCACCAUCAUGAACAUCACGGUGCCGCCGCCACCGCCAGUGGUGCCGGUGCCGCCCACGCUGCGCUUUGUCGAUCCGUACGCCACGCGUUACCUACAUCAACCGCAGCAUCCGCACCAAGCGGCACAGUCGCCGGCGGCGCAGCUGGGCGCCUCCUCGAAUCCAAAUUCGGCCUCGCCCGUCUCCAACGCCAACUCGCAGCAGCAGCAGCAGCAGCAGCAGCAGCAACAGCAGCAGCAGCAGCAGCAGCAGCAGCAGCAGCAGCAACAGCAGCAGCAGCAACAACAGCAGCAGCAACAGCAGCAGUCGAACAGUCGGCAGCAGCAGCAGCCGUCUCCUGCUGCCGCCGCCGCCGCCGCCGCCGCCGCCGCUUCGAGCGUGGCUUACACCAGGGACACGGUUUACCGCAACGUCAGUCCUAACGUGAACGAGCGAGUUGUGAUAAGCGUAAGCAGCAGUCCGGCGUCCUCGCACGUGGAGUAUGGGCGAGUUGCCGGCGAGAGGCCGCGAAUAUCCCUGCUGCCAGCUCCAGCUUCGAUAGCACCGGCUGCAUCGCCGACCGCGCCCACGGACUACGCGGCCCACGCCGCCGCGGCCGCGGCGGCGCGAAGUCGCGCUCCUGGCAUUCUGGCGAUGCAGCCCCAAGAGUACAGGCCGACUCCUGUCGACAUGGCUCAGAUUCAGCAGCAACAACAACAGCAGCAGCAUGAAGCGCCGCCCUUCAAAAAAAUUCGCCUGGGUCAACCCGCACAGCAGCUGCCUCCGCGUACGCAGCAGCAGCCCACGGUGGUGCAGCAGACUCCCGAAUGCCCCAGGAUCGCUAGCACGCAAGACACUCACGUCAAACAGAAGCACGUGCAGCUGCAACCGCUCAGGAUAGACACAAGGCCGCCAGCAGGUGCGUAUACGCCACAAACGGAAGCCAUCUCGCCGACUCUACCAGAGCCGCAAGAAGAGGCAUUCAAAACUACUAAAGACGAUAUCCUGAAGCAAAUCACAAGUAUCGACGUGGAAAUAGCCAAGCGUGAGUCGCAGAUUUUCAAACUCCAGAAAAAGCUUAGAGAGCUCGAGGAGGUUACCAAUCAGCCCUUGGAUUGCAAGCGGACUAUCGACGAAGUCUUUGCGCAACCCAAGCAUCAAACCCUUGUACAGAAAAUUUAUGCUGAAAACAGGAAAAAGGCGGAAGAGGCGCACAAGCUUUUAGAUAAGCUAGGUCCGAAGGUGAAAUUGCCACUGUAUAAUCAGCCAUCUGACACGACGGUGUACCAGGAGAACCGUACGCGGCAUCAAUGUAUGAAGACUCGUCUUGUGGCCAGGUUACGUAAAGAACACUCGGAGCGGGCUACUCUUCAUCGCCAACAGUCGCAAACAUAUGCGAUACUCGUACAGGAAUGGCAUCGUAAGGUCGACAAGCUCGAAGCCACGCAGAAACGCAAAACCAAGGAGGCCAAGAACCGCGAAUUCUUCGAAAAGAUCUUCCCCGAGUUGCGCAAGCACCGCGAAGAUAAGGAACGCUUCAACAGGGUCGGCAGUCGCGUCAAAAGCGAAGCUGACUUUGAAGAGAUCAUGGAUGGUUUGCAGGAGCAAGAGGAAGAGUUGUCGACUGAGUUAAAAAAUGCUAUAAAAGCCCGUCAGAUGGAGGAGAAGAAAAUGCGUUCAUACGCUGUGAUCCCGCCGCUGCUGCUGGAACAAAAGCAGCGGAAAAUUGCAUUUCAAAAUAACAAUGGGCUACUGCGGCCCGACGAGUUGGAGGCAUUGCACAGCGAAAGAAAGCUGAUAAACGUGUGGAGCGCCACCGAGCACGAAAUGUUCAAGGAGAAGUAUCUCCAGCACCCCAAGAACUUCGGUUUGAUCGCCCAGGCGUUCGAGCAAAAAUCCGCACAGGACUGCGUGCAACACUACUACCUCACCAAGAAAGCCGAGAAUUAUAAGCAGCUGCUGCGCAAGUCGAGGCGUACUCGUAGUUCUCGAAACAAUCCUAACACUAAGGUAAAUCAUAGUAACGCCACGAUCGGCGGCCCAAUAGAUUUAUUAACGCCGGGCGUGACGACGAGGCUGCAGCGUGAGCAGCAACAGAAAACGCAGGAGUAUUCGCAGAGCAGCAGUGCCUCGGCGUCGACGUCGAACGCGACGCCGGCGACGGCAGUCACCUCCUCUUCGACUACCACGACGAGUUCCGCAUCGACUUCUUCCUCCUCCACCGCCACCUCCGUGUCCUCCUCUGCAACGACUUCCGCCGCAACGGCCACGAGUAACAGUAGCAAUAGCGCUGCCCUGAACAGCUCUGAGGCCGUCUCGACUACGACGACGGCAACGACGACAACGACGAUAACGUCGGCACCGGUAUCCACGGCUUCCACACUAGCAGCAGCAGCAGCAGCAGCAUCCGUCCCGAGUAGCAGCGCGUCGGCAAGUACGACGAGCGUACUCACCACGACUUCCACGUCGGCAGCGGCACAAGCUAAAGAGGCCCGCGAGGCCAACAAAGAAAACAAGGAAGUCAAGCAGGAACCCAAGGACUCGAUACUCCCCAAAGACAUUAAGGAAGAGUCAAUGUCCAGCUCGGAAACUAUGGUCAUCCGAGACAAGGCCGACGGCAAAGGAACACUGUCUUCGUCGUCUAAUACGAGUACAGCGACCAACAACACCACCACGUUGCAGCACGAGCAACAGCCGCAGCAGCAACAAAAAGAUAAGAAAAAGAGCACUGGCACCGGCGCCGGCUCGUCCAGCAGAUCGAAAGACAAGAAGAAGGAAAAUCAUUCGACGCCCAUGGAGACCAGUGACGAGGAGUCGCAAGCCAUGGACGCACUGGAGCUGAGCGGGCGACAGCUGGGACCGCAUCCGUGCGCGAUCUGCCAGACGAUAGUGGAGGCGGGCAACCAGAGCAGACCACUGUCGCGCAGCCAGGCUUCGCAGUACGGCCUGUCGGAGGAGCAAGUGGGCCUGGGCGCGCGGGUCUGCAACACCUGCCGCUGCAAGUCGGUGCGCGGGCGCUACGUCACCUGCCCGCUGCCCGGCUGCCCGAACCUCGGCACCGCCAAGGCGAGGUUGAAGCGGUUGCGCUGGCUGCCGCCCAAGUGGAGCGAGCUGACCCCCAAGGCCCGCGAGAUCAUCGCGCAGGAGUUCCAGAUCCCGAGCCACGACACCAAGUGCUGCACGGCGUGCUUCAACCGGAUCUCGAGGAGCAUGACGCCGUAUCUGACCGGCGCGAGCGGCGAGCCGGGCGAGGAGGCCGACGCCGCCGGCCGUCCGUGGACGGACGAAGAGCUGGACCAGCUGACCAAGGCGCUGCGCGAGCACGGCACCAACUGGGUCAAGGUGGCCGAGGUGGUCGCCGGCAAGAGCCACCACCAGUGCAAGAGCCACUACCUGACCCACCGCAAGAAGCUCGGCCUGGACCAGCUGCUGGCCGCGUAUUACCAGUCGCUGGGCGAGGAGCGCAAGCCCUGCCUCACCGACGAGGAGGAGAGCGGCAGCAGUACCAGCAGCUGCGACGAGCUGGCCGUGCACGACACCAGCGACACGGCAUCGGCGGGAAGCCCCGCCAACACUCUGUCGAGCAGCACGCCCACGGCCUCGGCGGCCUCGGCGGCCUCGUCGGCAGGCUCGCUGAGCGGCGCGGCGCCGCUGCUGCAGCCGACCGUCGUCGGCUUCCCCGGGCCGCAAUCCGCGGCCAGCGACGCAGCCGCCGCCGCAGCCGCAGCCGCCGUGGUCGUCGCCGCUGCCGCCGCCGCUGCCGCCGCAAACGCGCAGUCGCAGGAUACAAAGGUGGGUGAAAAACAACAACUCGCCGACCUGGCAGUGGUGUCCUUGGUUGCACCAUCGCCCGCGAUCACUUCCUCCCAGCCACCACCACCACCACAGACCAAUCCACCCACGAGCACGAGGGAAGACUACGACAGCUCCGCCACGGAGACGGCGGACGAAGCGCCGGGCAACUCCGACCUGGACGCCGGCAACCUGGUCGUGACGCUCGCCGGCGCCUCGGGCGGCGCGCCCGGCUCGCACCAGCCGGCUUCCAUGGCGCAGGGCCAGUCGCAGGCGCCGCCGGUGCUGCCAGUGCAGUCGCCGCCGUCGACCACCAGCAACAAUAACCCCCUCACGGUCAAGGAUCUCAUGCUAGGCGUCAUCGAGAUGCAGCUCAAGCGUAACCCCAACAACCAGGGACCCAACUCGUCGGUGCCCGUCAGCUCAGGCACGCCCACCAUAUCCAGCAUUCUCAAGACCGAUCACCGCAACGACAUCACCUUUGUCCGCGAGUACAAGCAGCCCGCGCAGCCGGCCAGCAUGCCCAACACUGCCAUGCCCAACAGGGACCCCAACCUGGCUACGCUCUCGGUCGUCACCGGGCCCCACCACGCGCACCGCUCGGCCUCCAGUCCCCACCAGCAGAUCGGCCAGAUGCAGGCUACUAUUACGCCCUGUCCGCCGCCCGCGCCCAGCCAGCAGCCUCAGCCCGCCGGCAAAGACAUGCUGCCCAACGAAGGACUGGUCGUCAUGCAGCAGCAGCAGACGAUGCGCGAGACCGAGGGCACCCUGGACUUGAGCAUUAAGAAACCGCGCCAGGAGUACAAUCACGCGCUGCAGCCGCCGCCCCCGCACAAGCCAACCGCUCACUACAGGCCGGAGCCCCCGUCGGCGGCAACCUACUACCACGCGCAUCCCCACGCGGAAUCGCAGGCUCGUCAGGCCAAGAGCCCGCACGUGUACUCCUCGUCGCCGAGGCCACAGGCCCCACUUACCCCUAAGCUGCCCAAGGUCACCGUGCCGCCGACCUCUCAUCCGAAGCUGUCGCCGAAGCUGACCAACAUCGGCACGCCGCACAAGACUGGCUCCAUCACGCACGGCACCCCCGUCUCCGGCGCGCGGUACGACGGCAUGCUGAGGCAGAUGACGCCGCCCGGCAACAACGCUCAGCCCAAUCCGAGCACCACCACCCCGGUAGGCGCCAAGGAAACGGGCUCGAUCACGCAGGGCACUCCUGUGCAUCCGUAUGCGGUCGACAAGCGCGCUCCGGUCUAUGAUUAUCACAGGUCCAUCAGGCAUUCACCAGUCACCACCAGCAACGUGCCCGUUCAGCCGCAGAACUCCGGUGUGGUCGUCAGUCAUGGGCAAAGCAGCUCCACCAAUCAGUACAAUUCCUUCCCGUCGCGCCAAGCGCCAAACUACACCAUGGAGCAGCAGUUGUCGUCGCGGCAAAUAAUAAUGAACGACUACAUAACCAGUCAGCAAAUGCAUCCUCGCAACCGCAGCGGUGGCUCGGCGGAGGCUUCUAGUAAAAACGAAGUUCCCACCACGUUGUAUUGCGCAAACACGCCGCCGCCACAACCACGGCAAGGUGUCAUUCAGAGGCACAACACUCAAAAGCACUACGCACCACCUCCCGCAGGCCUCGAUGCCUUCGCUAGUCUAGUCGACGUAGCCGUUCAGCAACCCAGUCUUCCUGUGCCGCACCCUCCGGCGACGAGUAGCAGUCACGAGGGAUUAUGCAUGUCGAUCGAGCGAAUGUACUCGGAGCGUUAUGGAAUGGAUAAUCGAUCGCUGCAGAACAUGCCAAGCUCGAGGUUGGCCAGGCAGCAGGCAGCCCAAUAUCAAAUGGCCGUGGCGAUGCAGCAAGAGCAGCGCGAACGUGAGAUCAUGCGCGAGAAGCAGCACGAGGAAGAGCGUGAGCGCAUGCAUCGCGAGCGCGAGAAGGAGCAGCUGCAUCAUCAGCAGCAAAUGGAAAGACUGGCGCAGCGUGAGAAGGACAUACAGCAGGAGCACCGGAUACGCGAGCAACAGCGCGAACAGGAGAAGCACCAGGCGGCCGUGGAUCAUAGAAUCGCUGCGCAGCAACGUGAAAAAGAGCUGCAACAGCAUCAGCAAAGCCACGAUCACAGACUGAGCAUUCAUCAGCAACAGCAACAACAGAUGCGAGAGAAAGAUAUGCAGCAGCAUCAUUACCGAAUGGUGCAGCAACAUCGCGAAAAAGAAAAAGUGGCCGCUGCGAUGCGAGAGCAACAGGAGAUACAGCAGCGUGCCUUGGCGGCGCAAAAAAGAGAAAUGGAGAUGCAACAGCAGAGAGAAAAUAUGUAUUUACAACAGCAGAAGCUUCAAAAGCAACAGCAAAUGCAACAGCAGAUUGCAGCCGAACAGCAGCAUUUCGAAAAUGAAAGACGCGUGAUCGAGCAUCUCAAAGAACAACAAAUGUACAGAGAAAUGAUGGAACGACAAUGUGAAUCGCCAAGCGUGAAAGGACCUCAAAUUUAUUAUCCACUAAUAACGCAGAAGCAACCACAGCCACCACCUCCGUCUUCUUCUCGACACAAUCAAUCAUCUUCCGGUCAACAGGGUGACGUCGCGUCUACUUUGACUGCGGCAAGCUUGAUCGAUGCUAUUAUCACGCACCAAAUUAAUUUGAGUACAGCUAAGAAAGGCGAUGGAGCUCCUUCAGCACGGCCUGGUGAUCGUUUAUUUCAGAGUUUUCAUCGUGACAGCCCGGCGGAACCUAACGGCGUAGCUCAUAGUCCGGCCGGCGAAGAAAAUGUUCCAAAUAGCGGUCCGAGUACUGGAAAUGCAAGUAGCACUGGCAGCAAGGUUAUUACUUUAGGAGAGCAUGUAGAGCAUGUGAUUAACAAAGAUUUUGCGCCGCCAAUGUCUUCCUACCGGCCUUAUCCUGGCUACCAAAUAUCGGAUGACCAGUGGAAGAGGAGAAAAACAGGUGAACCAGAUCCUGGAAAGCCUGGUGAUGAGCGACAAAUUAUCCGCGUUGCUCAGCAAAAGCCCACAUCUUCCCAACAACAGUCUUCGCACCAGAGCCAACAGUCCGUAAGCAAACAGCAGCCUACGUAUCAGACAGAACCUGUGUCACCACCCGAGGCCAACCACUAUCCACGACGCUUCUAUGAGUCGAGCACUGCGACGACUACGACAUCGGGUGCACCUUCGAGCAAAUCGCAUCUGUCUCCUCUGGACUACGUGAAAAACAAGAUAGUGGAGGUGAUGCGCACCGAAGACGACAAGACCAGUUCGGGAGACAGGAACGGUGGCGGCAACGAAAAAGACGACAAAUGUGCUGACAAUUCGCCCAGUGGCGAAAUGGUGAUUGACGAGUCGCCCAGUCAACCGCCAGCUCCUACUCCCACAAACUUUUAUCCGUUCAAUGCGUUAGGUGUACACACGGGCCCACCGCCGGCGCCACCACCUACAGUUGGCGUAACAUCUUUACCUGUGGUCAAGACCGAAGAACCUGCGCCAAUUCUCUCUGCACAGUACGAGCCUCUCUCGGAUGAGGAUUGAUCGUGAAACAGCAAAAACCAUGUAACGCUCAAAACUUGUUAAAAACUACGUACCACCGACUUGUAUAGAUAGACUCAAAUGUCAUCAGAUGUUUCAACGUCUGUUUGAAAAAAGGAUGUUGCGUUUGAUUAUUUUGUAAAAUGCAAUACUUUUUCUCCAGUUCUUUCAAAUUUAUCUCGCGACACUUAUUUUUAGUUCUUCACUCAAAAUACAUUACAAUUUUAAUUUUUCUUCAACUUUACAUCACAUUACAUUAAGAGGAUGACGGAACAAAUUUCCACUUCCGGAGAAAUUAUUAUACUAGAAUAAUUAACAGUUCGUGUGAGAUGUAGAAGCCAUACGUUUUUCUCGGAAUUAUAGACUAGGAUGGAUGAUUUUCAUUAUUGUCGAAGACUAAAUAUUAGGUGGAAAUAAAUAAAUCUGCGAUACGCAUUGAAAAAGAGAUUUAUGGUGUAUAGUUUUAUAGUAAUUGGUGCUCUACAAUAUUCACUUUUGAUCAUUUAUUGAAAUCAUUCACCCUGAAAAACCACGUAAAGAAUAACAACGUAAAUAAUAAUCUAGAUUUUAUGAAAAUUAAAAAUUGUUCGAGUAUAAUAGUUUCUACAAAUUUAUAGAUUACGUUUUUAUAUAUGUUCUCUUCUGUUCUCUUUUACACCCUCCGUUAUCCUCUCAAACAAAAUAUUUUUUGCAGUAUUGAUCAAUAUCCCUUUUUUCAAUAGAGAUACAUACGGUUAGUAGGUUUAACUUAUGGUUAAAAUUGUUUUCAUGCGUAAAAGAUGAAUCUUUCUGUUUUAUUUUAUUGAUGACAUGCAAAUAUGGACGAGCGCAGAGUGCCAAUGAACAUCAUUUUGUAUUUAUUAUAUUUUAACUAAUUGUUGUUUAGGUAAAAUUUUUACACUUUUACUUUGAUUUUAUUUCUUUAUGCAACAAUUUAAGUAUGUAAAAUAUCGAGAAAAAAAACACGCAUUGAAAAAGUGUAGAUGUACGACUUGUUUGGAAGUUGUAGACAUUUUUUAUUUUCAAUUUUGAAAAUUUUAUGAUCCGUUUGAAGUAAAAACCAACGAUAUUCUGCGCGAUUUGUCAUAUAAUGUAUAUAUAACACAGGUUAUGUUUGUCGGGAGAUUAUUCUCUAAUCCCAAGGAACUGUAUAGAUGUUUUUUUUUAUUUUUAGGAGAACGAAAUAAUCUUUAUCAGACAAACCAUGCAUUGCAUAAAAUUUACGAACAGCGUCCUAUUUUAAGCAGUAUGUUGUACAAUAUUUUGAAAUUCUGCCGAACAAGUCAACGUUCAUUCCAUCAUCGGUGCAAGUCUUACGAUUGCAAAUUGUAGUUGCGACUAAAAAAAUGAGAACAGGGUGACUCAUGUUUGUGCGUAUAUGCGUGGUGCGUGCGUGCGUGUGCGUGUGCGUGUGCGUGUGCGUGUGCGUGUGCGUGUGCGUGUGCGUGUGCGUGUGCGUGCGUGCGCAGUGUAUUGCAAAAAAAAGAUAAACAAUUGUCGAGAAGAUAAAGUCAGAGCACGAAAGUUUGACAGAAUUUAGCAAACGUAGCCCGGAGAAACAAUGCAGACGCUUUUUGUAAAUAUGAAUACGUAGUAUAUCGUUAAAUGAUAAAUACAGCGUUAACAGUGUGCGUGUUUUUAAUUUGGAUGCGUCUGAUACAUGUCCACUACAUGUAAACGUUCAUUGAAAUAUGCAAGUGCGAUAAAGAAGAAAAACGUAGUCGUUAGAUAGAAUAUGGAAGUUUAUGAUUGUAAGAAUGCUAUACCGAGUCAAGUGCAACACCGCAAAUGUGAGAGAACAAAAAUAAUUAAUGCGCUGUUUUAUAGUGAUGCGGUUCGCACCGUUGCCACCCUCUUUCAUUUAUUUUUUUUCCAGUAAAGUGGUUUUAUGAGAAAAUAAAAAUUACAGUUAUAAGCUUAAGCGUUGUACAUAGUACAUAAUACUAUCUUUUAAGAGUGAAUUAUAAGUAAUUAUAACGAUUAUUAGUUUAUUAUGUAUAGAGAAUAAGGAAGGAAAACUCUAGGCCCAGAUUAAGUACUGUAGCUAGCGUAUAGAAUUUAGGAAACCACGAACUGACUAGGGAAGUUUUCCCAAGACUACGUUCUCUUAUAAUUGAAAUAAACAGCCGAUUAAAAAAAAAGAUUGAAUCGUCGAUGAACGAAUAGAUGUGGGUUUUUAUUUAAUUUAACAAUUUUUUAGAUAACAUCAAAGCGUAUCCUCUUUAUUUGCGAAUAAUAAAAGAAAAAUAUUACGCGAUAAGCGAAAUGAAAGAAUACGCGCGUCUCACCAUAUGUUCGUUAAACAUUCACCAUACAUUUCACGUAUACACGAUACACAAAACUUUUUAUACAGCCUAAUUUUAUAUUUGUACGCAACGCGUGGAUUGCGCCUUCGAUUGUACUCUGUCGCGAUUUUUUAACGCUUUCUAAAUUCUAUUAUCGGUGCAACAACGUCGUUUGUUAAGGGUCGCCUUAAUAUUGUAUGGAUUUAAUUUUUUUCCAGUGAUGGAUUGGGAAAAAGUAAUGUAUUAAACGUUAUAUGGAAAACUAUUAUGAUAGAUGUUGAUCGGUAUUUGAUCUUUAAUAUUUUUUCUACGUGUAAAUACAUUGCUGAUAAUACGAUAAAAAUACAUGUUUGAUGGUUAACAUAAAAUCGUUUACAUGGAUCUCACUUUUUAUUUCUCGUCAUGUGCUAUUCCAAAUUUAGUGAACCAAAGCUUUUAUUGAUAAUCAGUCCAAUUCGUACAAUACUUUUCCAAGUUCAUCAUGAAAAAUACUCGAAAAUUCGUACAAGAAGAAGCUUGGAAAAAAUCAGUCGCUGCGUUCAUUCUUGAUAAAUUUCUUUUAAACAAUUGCAUCAUUCGGUAAAAAAAAAAACAAGACAUAAUUCCGGUGCCUUUUAUGACUUGGCUAUUAAAACACAACUGCAAACGAACCUAUUAUUCCUUUAUCAUUUUCGACUUACUCUACAGACUUCAUUAAGCUCCAUCUUUACCGCAAUGUUAUAUGCCAAGGGCCACUUGAAUCUCCCGAAUUUUUGCAUUUAUAUUAAUCAGUCCUUCGAUAAAACGGACUUUUGUCUUUAAUACGAAUCGACGCAAUUCUCCAUAUAACUCAUACUUUUGAGACAUUUUCCAGCUAGGCGUCGAUCUCUAUGUACAUGUGUAAUUACUCAAUAUCGUUGACGGAGUCUCACAGUGAUGCCCACCAGCUGUUCUAUAUUUUUCUAAUUGAACGCAUACGGCGAACAGAGAGAAAGUGUGAUCAACGAAUAUCCGUGCGCGCGAAAUCCCACUUGGAGCACCCAACAUCUCGACGAUAUAGCAUGCUAAAGUAACGAUGCUUUCUCAUUGAUUGGAAAAAGAAAACUUUGUGAUAUUUAGAAUUUUAAUUGAAAUGUUUACCGUCACUUUUUCUUCAUGCGAAAAGCAGACGUGUGCGCGAUGGCAAAAGUGACAUUUCUGAUGUGAAUGAACGAAGAUUUAAAAGAAAAGAAAGACGUAAUUAAGGAAAAAAGAAUCAGUCUUCCUAGUAUUAGUUCGCUAGCCUCUCUCGAUGUCGAAAGAAUUGUCCAUUGUAAUUUAUCUCCAGUAUUCUUUUCCCAAGCGAGUGCGAGCCUGAAAUUUGUACAUUACUUUUUAUUCUGUGCUCUUUUGUGCGAUUGGCAAAUUUUUGACGCAUAAAUUUUACUUUGGUAACAUGGUGUAAUUGUGAACAAACGACAAAUAAUCACAAUGUUCCAACUUUUAGUGUGAACAAAAACAGCAAAAUUGUCGAUGCUUCUUAAAAAAAUGUAUUAACGACUACGCGAAAGAACAGUGCUGCAAAAAGUGUAAAUUAGAAGAAAAAAAAACAAACAAAAAGUUAAAAAGAAAAGAGUGACGUAUCUCGCCAGUGCGCUUAUUUCCUUUCUUUUCCUUUCUACAUUUGAGAACGAAUUCACGGUAAAUAUGUAAAUUACGCAUAGGGAAAGAAAAUGAAAUAACAAAGCAGGAAAAGAAAUAAGAUGAAGCGCGAAGAAAUAUCACAACACGUGUACCUAUUCGACUUAACGAAACAUGUCGGCAGAUCGACAAUUCGCAUAUAAAGCACACGAGCUGUCGGUCCGUCCCGCUGAACCAGAUAAGGCUGUACGACGCGUUGAACAAUAUACAUAAAAAGAAUAUAUAUAUACAUACAAGCCAAGGCGCACUCCUUUCUUAUAUUUUCUCGGGCCGAGAGACGUUCGUUCGCGCGCGAAGCGCCGUAGCAGCAGCGUAAAAAUCCACGAGUACUAUUUCGAUGUAUAGGCAAACGAAGAACGACAAGCAGUGCUGUUAACGAAUAGGCGCGAUAUGCCAGCGAAGAUUAUAAUGGCGAAGCGAGCGUACGGCGUGCCUGGUGCAGUGAAGCGCAGGCGUAGCGCGCA
Messenger RNA from Phymastichus coffea, 12684 nucleotides. RefSeq names its product nuclear receptor corepressor 1-like (gene Smr). Gene Ontology annotation, biological process: regulation of transcription by RNA polymerase II. The coding region runs from base 243 to 8279 and encodes 2678 amino acids. The record is from RefSeq and is a predicted model, not a curated record. The transcript has 18 exons. NCBI's taxonomy places the organism in Eukaryota, Metazoa, Arthropoda, Insecta, Hymenoptera, Eulophidae.